AUGGCGGUGUUGAACGUGUUUUCUCUAGAAAUGAUUGUUAAGACUGUAGAGAAGACGGGCAAGACUUCGUACGCUACCAUCAUAGAGCAUCUAUGUGGUCGUAAGGUGCUGUACGGCUUCCAGAUUGCUAUGGUUGUCUUCUGUUUGGGUAGCAGUGCCUCUUAUUUGGUAACUGUUGUCGAUUCAUUGGCACCAUUGUUCAAUCAGCUCACCAUCGAUGACCCCAAUGCUUGGUAUCAUAUCAUGCUAACCUCGAGGUAUUACUUAUCCCUCAUCAUGUUGGGUAUUGUCAUGUACCCAAUCUGUCUGGUUAAGAGUCUCGGCUCAUUGAGGUACCUCACUAUUGUUAGUAUUCUCGGAAUAUUCUGGUUGGCUAUCGUAGCUCUAUAUCUCCUUGGCUCGAACGGUAUUUCUGAGAACUUCGAUCGUGGUCAUGCCUAUGCCCCUGUCAGCUGGAUCGCCUGCAUCGAGGGUGUCACCACGUACAUCUUCGGGUUCUGCAACCAAGCUAACAUGCCCGAGAUCUACAUGGAGAUGAGCAAUAGAAGCCCAAAGAAGCUGCGUUCGGUCGCUGUCUGGUCUGCCGUUAUUUGCACUGCCGUUUACUUCAUCAUUGCCAUCCCGUUCCUUCUGGUUUUCGGUUCUGAUGCACAGAGCAGUGUCUUGCUUAACAUGGCCGAUUGGAUUCCCCAGGGUGAUGUCGUUGUCAUCAUCGGCUUCAUUUGGACGGGCACCUCAUUCAUUGGCACUUAUCCGUUUAUGGUGUAUCCUGUCCGUGUCGCCCUCAUCAACACCUUCCAACCAAAGCGUGCUGACUUCUGGGGAGUUGUAGUCGUUACCAUCGCUGUCGUCAUUUCUUACCUCAUCGAUAUCGCCUUGCCCGAUGUAUCCAUCCUGAUGGGUAUUGUCGGUGCUAUUGCUGGAUCCAUCCUGUGUUUUAUUGCUCCUGGGUAUUUCUGCAUAUCCAUCUCGAAGAGCAAGAGAUUCUUCGCUGCUGAGAAUUGGUUGUAUGCAGCAUUCGUUAUCCUGGGUUGCAUUACCCUGGUCGGCGGUACCGCGAUAUCGGUUUACCAGAUCCUAGAGUUCGCUGAGUAG
This is a messenger RNA of Perkinsus marinus ATCC 50983, 1095 nucleotides long. Its product is annotated as 10 transmembrane domain, possible aa transporter, putative. Gene Ontology annotation, molecular function: amino acid transmembrane transporter activity. Lineage: Eukaryota; Perkinsozoa; Perkinsida; Perkinsidae. The record is from RefSeq and is a predicted model, not a curated record. Gene Ontology annotation, biological process: amino acid transmembrane transport. The transcript has a single exon. Bases 1 to 1095 code for a protein of 364 amino acids.